GACUUUUCAACUUUGUUGGGUAACAGGGCUGAUACAGAUUGAAAGUCGGAUUAAGGAUCAUGGCGUGAUAACUAGGCUUCCAAUAGCAAUUCCCUAUUUUUAUUACCAGCCAAUACCAAUUCUGUUAAAAACAUCAUCAAAGAUCGAUCUCUCUUCUAAUUAUUGCUCUUCUUCAAACUAAACCUCAAAACAAACGAACAAUCAACCAAUCAAACAUGGGAUUUGGGAGGAAAAAAGCAUCCUCAUCAGCAAAAACUUUUCCACCGAGAGAAGACACACCUCUCAUAGCCAAGUCCACGCCUUUAUCAUCUCAAUCGAAGACUUUUGCAAAUGUCUUCAUUGCUAUUGUCGGUGCUGGUGUUCUUGGUCUCCCUUAUGCUUUCAAACGCACAGGUUGGCUAAUGAGUCUUAUUAUGCUUUUCUCUGUUGCUGGCUUAACUCAUUAUUGUAUGAUGUUGUUAGUCAAUACUCGUGGAAAGCUUCAAUCUUUUUCUGGUGGAUUCUCAAAGAUUACCUCUUUUGGUGAUGUGGGUUUCACUGUUUGUGGUUCUAUUGGGAGGUUUGUUGUUGAUGUUAUGAUUGUCUUGUCACAAGCUGGAUUUUGUAUUGGUUAUUUGAUAUUCAUUGCUAAUACUUUGGCUAAUCUAUUCAAUUCGCCAUCACCUAAUGGCCUGGCUUCUCAAAUUCUGGCCCUUUCAAUGUCAGCUAAGAGUUGGUAUAUGUGGGGUUGUUUUCCUUUUCAGUUGGGGUUGAAUUCUAUUGCAACGUUGACCCAUUUGGCUCCUCUGAGUAUUUUUGCCGAUGUUGUUGAUCUUGCUGCCAUGGGAGUGGUGAUUGUUAAGGAUGUUUUUAUAAUGAUGGAAAAUAGGGCUGAAGUUAGAGCAUUUGGAGGUUUGUCUGUGUUUUUCUAUGGGAUGGGUGUGGCUGUUUAUGCGUUUGAAGGGAUUGGCAUGGUUUUGCCAAUAGAAUCUGAAAUGAGAGAGAGGGAAAAGUUUGGGAGAAUCCUAGGGCUGAGCAUGGGGCUUAUUUCAGUGAUAUAUGGAGCUUUUGGCGUGCUGGGUUACUUUGCUUUUGGAAAUGAUACUCAGGAUAUUAUCACUGCUAAUUUAGGGCCUGGACUCAUUAGCCUCUUGGUUCAAUUGGGUCUUUGUAUUAACCUGUUCUUUACAUUUCCUUUGAUGAUGAACCCUGUUUAUGAGAUACUGGAGAGAAGGUUUUGGGGUGGAAGGUAUUGUUUGUGGCUUAGAUGGGUAUCCGUUUUGUUGGUUACUUUGGUGGCUCUAAUGGUGCCGAACUUUGCCGAUUUCAUGUCCUUGGUGGGGAGUAGUGUAUGCUGUGGGCUGGGAUUUGUUUUGCCAGCUUUGUUUCACCUGCUCGUGUUCAAGGAGGAGAUGAGCUGGAAAGGGUGGAGUAUUGAUGUAGGGAUUGUGGCCUUAGGCCUUGUUCUUGCUGUUUCUGGGACAUGGUAUGCUCUCAUGGAGAUCUUUGCUGUCAAGGUAUAGGGUGUGUUCUUCUUAGAGUAUGGCUGGUGUGAAUUAUAGCAGUAAGCGAGUUCCUAUCCCCAUUCUUUUGUAGACACGUUGCGUUAUUAUUAUCUCUUCACUGUGAAACUACCUUGUCGAUCUGGAAAUUGUGUCUGAUUGUUAGAUAGGAUGUUUGUAGGAACAUGGAUUCUAUAUUGCUGUCAUUUUUCUGGUGUAACUUGAGAGUACAUAGCAAACAGGAUUUUAAGGAAA
Messenger RNA from Populus trichocarpa (black cottonwood), 1736 nucleotides. Its product is annotated as amino acid transporter AVT3B. Lineage: Eukaryota; Viridiplantae; Streptophyta; Magnoliopsida; Malpighiales; Salicaceae. Gene Ontology annotation, molecular function: amino acid transmembrane transporter activity. The record is from RefSeq and is a predicted model, not a curated record. Gene Ontology annotation, biological process: amino acid transmembrane transport. The coding region runs from base 216 to 1502 and encodes 428 amino acids. The transcript has a single exon. Gene Ontology annotation, cellular component: vacuolar membrane.